Messenger RNA from Drosophila pseudoobscura, 3201 nucleotides. RefSeq names its product Sodium-dependent dopamine transporter (gene DAT). Gene Ontology annotation, biological process: sodium ion transmembrane transport; dopamine uptake involved in synaptic transmission. Gene Ontology annotation, cellular component: plasma membrane; neuronal cell body membrane; neuron projection. Bases 418 to 2322 code for a protein of 634 amino acids. Gene Ontology annotation, molecular function: dopamine:sodium symporter activity. The transcript is spliced from 8 exons. NCBI's taxonomy places the organism in Eukaryota, Metazoa, Arthropoda, Insecta, Diptera, Drosophilidae. The record is from RefSeq and is a predicted model, not a curated record.
GUCGCGCGGGCCCUAUAAAAGCAGCUGCUGGCCAGCAGCCUCUUGCACACAUUCGAAUGUCACCGAAAGCGCCACAACUCCGGACAACUUCUGGUCGCGACUCGCUUUGAAUUAUCCAACAGCCCUCAAUCGCACCCGUUCCAUGGACAUCUAAGAAGAAUUCCCAGCCAGAACUAUCCCAGCCAAUGAAUGUGAAGUGAAUUUAUGAGUUUGAGCUUGUGGCACUAUCUGUGGAGCUUCUUGAACAGUAUUUCCGAUAUUUUUUAAAGUUAUCACGGAUUCCUCUACCAUGGAUUGGUGCAGCUGUACGAUUUGAGUGUGAUAAAUAUAGGGAUUCGCAGUGCGGCGGCGGGAACUACAGCGUCGUCGACAUCGAGACGUUUUGGGUCAAGGACACGACGGGAUAUAUAGUUGCAGAUGUCACCAACGGGACAUGUAUCGAAGACGCCCACGCCACACGAUAACGAUAACAAUAGCAUCAGCGACGAGCGCGAGGAAUGGAGCGGCAAGGUGGAUUUUUUAUUAUCGGUUAUUGGAUUCGCCGUCGAUUUAGCAAACGUCUGGAGAUUUCCCUAUUUGUGCUACAAAAAUGGAGGUGGCGCUUUUCUUGUGCCCUAUGGCAUUAUGCUGGUGGUCGGAGGCAUACCGCUGUUCUACAUGGAGCUGGCACUUGGCCAGCACAUCCGUAAGGGGGCCAUCACGUGCUGGGGUCGCGUAGUCCCGCUCCUCAAAGGGAUCGGUUAUGCGGUCGUGCUGAUCGCGUUCUAUGUGGACUUCUACUACAAUGUGAUCAUUGCCUGGUCGUUGCGUUUCUUUUUUGCAUCCUUCACCAGCAGCUUGCCCUGGACAUCUUGCAAUAACGUUUGGAAUACUCAAAACUGCAGACCGUUUGAGAGCCAAAAUACUUCACGCGUUCCACUGAUAGGAAAUGUCAGUGACUUUUCUGCCUUGAACAAUGAGAGCCUGCUCUACGGCAACGAGUCCUAUACCAAUGGUUCGUUCACGAGUCUGGAGACAGUGCCAGUGCCAGCGAACCACCACGACGGCUUUCAUUCCGCCGCCUCUGAGUACUUCAACCGCUACAUACUGGAGCUGAAUCAGAGCGAAGGCAUCCACGACCUGGGCGCCAUUAAGUGGGACAUGGCCCUGUGCCUGUUGAUUGUCUAUCUAAUCUGCUACUUCUCUCUGUGGAAGGGCAUCAGCACGUCGGGCAAGGUUGUGUGGUUCACGGCACUGUUCCCCUACGUGGUGCUGCUCAUCCUUUUGAUCAGGGGUCUCACCCUCCCUGGAUCGUUCCUGGGCAUUCAGUACUAUCUCACGCCCAACUUCAGUGCCAUCUACAAGGCUGAGGUGUGGGUCGAUGCUGCCACUCAGGUGUUUUUCUCCUUGGGCCCUGGUUUUGGGGUGCUGUUGGCUUAUGCCUCCUAUAACAAGUACCAUAAUAAUGUGUACAAAGAUGCUCUGCUAACAAGUUUCAUCAACUCGGCCACCAGUUUCAUUGCCGGGUUUGUGAUAUUCUCCGUUUUGGGUUACAUGGCACAUACUCUGGGCGUACGGAUCGAGGAUGUGGCCACUGAGGGUCCUGGCCUGGUGUUUGUCGUCUACCCGGCGGCCAUCGCCACCAUGCCGGCUAGCACGUUCUGGGCUUUGAUAUUCUUUAUGAUGCUGCUUACCUUGGGACUCGAUAGUUCGUUUGGUGGAUCGGAGGCCAUUAUCACCGCUCUGAGCGAUGAGUUCCCCAAGAUACGGAAGAACCGUGAGCUGUUCGUGGCCGGUCUGUUCUCGCUGUACUUUGUGGUAGGACUGGCCAGCUGCACCCAAGGCGGCUUCUACUUUUUCCAUCUCCUGGACCGCUAUGCCGCUGGCUACUCGAUUCUGGUGGCCGUGUUCUUUGAGGCGAUCGCUGUGUCCUGGAUCUAUGGCACCAACCGUUUCAGCGAGGACAUACGCGACAUGAUUGGCUUCCCCCCGGGCAGAUACUGGCAGGUAUGCUGGCGCUUUGUGGCGCCCAUCUUUCUGCUGUUCAUUACGGUUUACGGGCUCAUGGGCUACGAGCCGCUGACUUAUGGCGACUAUGUCUAUCCCAGUUGGGCCAAUGCGCUGGGCUGGUGCAUAGCAGGCUCUUCGGUGAUCAUGAUUCCAGCGGUGGCCAUAUUCAAGCUGCUUACCACGCCGGGCAGCCUGCGGCAGCGCCUGACUAUACUUACCACGCCGUGGCGUGACCAGCAGUCGAUGGCAAUGGUGCUGAACGGGGUCACCACCGAGGUGACCCUGGUGCGACUUACCGACACGGACACUGCCAAGGAACCGGUUGACGUCUGAGUUAGGCCCAUGGCCCGUUUUCAAGUUUACUACGUCUAGACUUGGGAAUUUACCAACAACUCCUGUUCACGUACUUUGUUGCAUUGCGGAGAUAGGAGGAGAAAGAACUCCCCCAGUUAGGAUUUGUUUCAUCGUUAGCCAAUGGUCGGUGCUAGAGGAAUAGCUCUAGGUUGCCAAUUGCAAAUUUCGCAUACAACGUACUUAGGUUUCGGAACCACAAAACGAAAAAGGAAAGCAAAAGAAAAAACAGAAGCUGCUCCAAACCAUAAGUGUUAUGUUAAGAGUAGCUUGUAAUUUGUAUGGCUAAUGCCAGUUAUAAGUAUAUACAUAUAUAUACAAUGCUGUGUAGAUAAUACCAAUACCAAUACGAAAAGCACGCCAAACUGUCGUCUAACCAAAUCCCUCAAGAUAUUAGAAAUUGUGCGAGAAAUCAAAGUCCUGCACCAAUGCCAAGGGAAUUAAAGACACGAUCCUUGCUCAGCUCUCAGCAGAUUGGGCACAAGAUCUGUACAUACACAAACAGUAGAUGAUGUAAAAGCUUUAAACACAUUAGAGGAUCUCUCAUCGAACUGAAGCAUACGCUGCCACAGUGGAACCACGAAAUCCCUUCAAACAGCCAUGAAGGGAUUUUGUGUUGAUUGAUUUCCAGUAGUCCCCAUUGAAGUCCCCCAAGAACUACGAUUGGUCGUUUAAAGCAGCCAUUUUAAACCAUCAAUUGGAAGUUAUACCAUCCCCAAGUCAGUGUUCAGUUCUGUAUAUAGACUUUUGAUAUGUUAUUGGUUUCUUUUAAAGAUUCUUCACACUGAAGCAGAACCGACAGCCAUUGGUUUUGCUUCAAUUUGUUGAAAUAAAUUAUUAAACUUUCAGUUAGCGAAAUAA